Messenger RNA from Amoebophrya sp. A25, 798 nucleotides. Lineage: Eukaryota; Dinophyceae; Syndiniales; Amoebophryaceae. The record is from the annotation of a GenBank genome assembly.
GGAUGAUCUGGAUGAGGACAGCGACUUGUAGAUCGGUGCCAAUUAUGGAGCGGGCCGUGGCUGUGGCAGAAUACGGCCAACGAGAUGAAACGAUCUUUUGGUCCUUUCACGAGGAGCAGUAUAUUUUUCUUCUUGAUUCAACUUUUUAUUCAGACGCGAAGCGUAGUAAUCUCUUUUCCAACUCCAAGAACUCUUUGACUGUGUAUUUCUUUCUGGAGCAAGUUCUUUCAUUACAACGGGGGCACUUCCUGCUUAAAAGUAGUGACGCAGUGCAUAAGCCUAGCUUUGACGGUCAUGGUCAAAUGUUUUGAGAUCGUGCAGAUGAGCACACACUUCUACGGUGGUUACGAAUGGCUUUAUCAGAUGGAGCACGCACAUGCCAUGAACACACACAUCACGCAUCAACGGCAAGAUGACACAGCGAUCCACCCUCAUACCCUCUUUUUAUUUCUGCUAGCAGGCAUGGACAUCAUGCAACAACUCUUGUAUAUCGUACUAUGGAUGAGGAUGCCGAUGCCAACUAAAAAGCUGAGGAGACUGAAUUUUUUUGACACCAAGAUACACGUGUUUGGGCAGGGAUUGCCUGCUCGGGUUUCUCUUCUUGUUGGAGACAGACAGUGAGAGUGUGGGUGUACUGUGCUGCGUCAUAAUUCGCCAGGAAAGAAGACAGACGCAAAGAAAAGAGAGAACGAAGCAUCACAACGAGAACGUCUGGAAUUACCUUCAUCUUGACGACGCUUUAUCGGUUAUGAAGAGUGAGAAACAGAAGGUCGCAACUAGAGAUGAGAGUGACGAACG